Messenger RNA from Labrus mixtus (cuckoo wrasse), 2352 nucleotides. RefSeq names its product endonuclease/exonuclease/phosphatase family domain containing 1 (gene eepd1). Gene Ontology annotation, molecular function: catalytic activity; DNA binding. Lineage: Eukaryota; Metazoa; Chordata; Actinopteri; Labriformes; Labridae. The coding region runs from base 402 to 2072 and encodes 556 amino acids. The transcript is spliced from 8 exons. Gene Ontology annotation, biological process: DNA repair. Gene Ontology annotation, cellular component: plasma membrane. The record is from RefSeq and is a predicted model, not a curated record.
AGUGUCGCUGUCAGAUGAGCGCGUGUGGAGGCCGACCUGUGGCCAGUCACACAUCAACCUGCAGGGAGGGCAAAGUUUACAGAGGAGCCAGUUUAUCAGCUCUGAAUUCCCGCAGAGGACUCACACAGAGCCGGACUGAGGACUCACACAGACCCCUGGCUGGAGACUCGCACAGAACCGGGCUGAGGACUAACGCAGAUCCGGGGCUGAAGUCCUAGGGAAUCACACAGACCCGGGCUGAAGACAAACAUAAACACGGGCUGAAGCUGCACGAGAAGCCGGCGUGUGCAGCAUGUAGUCGGGACUGAAGAAGACUGUUGUGUGUUUCAGCUCCAUUUCCCUGCUGUCUGCCCCUGCCCUCCUGCUCGGACCAGAUCCCCUCCGGGUGACCCACCGGAGCCAUGGGCGGGAGUCUGGGCUGCCACCGCUCCAUCCCCAAGGACCCCACAGACUUCAGCGGCGGUAAGCGCAAAUUCAGCGCUGCGUGUAACUUCAGCCACAUCCUGGUGAACCAGGAGCGGCUCAACAUCAACACCGCCACCGAGGAGGAGCUCAUGACCCUGCCCGGAGUCAACCGCACCGUGGCGCAGAACAUCGUGGAGUACCGGGACUGCAUCGGUGGGUUUAGAAAGGUGGAGGACCUGGCUCUGGUGAGCGGGAUCGGAGCCGCCAAACUGGAGGUGAUCAAACUGGAGAUCUGCGUCUCGAGCAGGACCAGCUCGUCUCAGCACUCCCCGUCCUCCCUGCGCAAAGACCUGGAUCACCAGUCCGGCACCGGGAUGAACAUUAACACCGCCACCCCGGCGCAGCUUAUGAGCAUCCGGGGCAUCACGGAAAAGAUAGCUAAGAACAUAGUGGCGUACCGAGCCGAGCACGGUCCGUUUAAGAGUAUCGAGGACCUGGUUAGGGUGAACCACAUCAACAGCUCUCUGCUGGACAAAAUCCGCUUCCAGGUGUUCGUGGAGCGCUCCAGGGCGCCGUCCACAAACACCAACGGAGGGCUCACCUGCACCACCAAGUCCCAUCCGAGCCCGACGUCGUUCAGCCUCAUGAGCGACGACCUGGACCUCCCCCCCGGAGGACCGACCCAGAUCAUCUCCGUGCGGCCCAACGUGGAGCCUCCCACCGGCCUGCGGGACGGGAAGCCCGUGGUGCGGCUCGCGACCUGGAGCCUGCAGGGCUGCUCCGGCGACAAGGCCAACAACCCGGGGGUCAAAGAGGUGGUGUGCAUGACCCUGCUGGAGAACGACAUCAGGUUGCUGGCGGUGCAGGACCUGCUGGAGCGGGAGGCUCUCGAUAAGUUCUGUGUGGAGUUAAACCAAGGAACACUGGCCAGCGUACGGAGGUGGAAAGGACCACGAGGGCUGUGGAAAAGUGUUGUGUCUGAAAAACCGACCGCACAAUCCAGCAAGGGCGUGAGCUACUCUGGCUUUCUGUGGGACAGUUCGUCCGGUAUCGACCUGAAGGAUGCCGCGGUCCUGGAGUCUCCUGUCGUCAACGGCAACGGGAGCCAUACCUACCCUCGGCUCUUCCUGGCUCACUUUACUGUUGGUUCUUACGAUCUGUCAGUGGUGAACGUCCACAUGCAGGCAGCGGCUCCAUCAGGCGAGUCCAAUGGAAAGAACCACCACACGGAUGAAGCCAAGUGUCAGCGGCUCUCCCCCAGCAUCCAGGAAACCCUCAAAGCUGAGAAGGAGCUGGUGGUGCUGGGAGAUUUUGGCGCCCCUCCCCAGAGCUCAGAUCUGGACAUACUGAGGAAGGAGAAGCUCUGUGCCCUGAUACCGUCCACCCAAUUCACCAACAUCAGCACCAGCUCACCACAGGGCAAUCGCUGCCUGGACAACAUCUGGCUGAGUCGCUCCCUGAAGAAGAUCUAUUCCGGCCACUGCAUGGUGGUGCGGGAGGCCUUGACCAACCCCUGGAUCCCGGACAACUGGUCGUGGGGCGGUGUGGCGUCGGAUCACUGCCCUGUGGUGGCUGAGUUAUAUGUAGAAGUGUCCCAGAAGGAGCUGAGCCGGCCUGGUAUGGCCGUGGUGGACAGAGGAGACAUUAUGCCCAAACAUGAGCGGUGACAAGAUCCACAGUGAUGGACAAAAAUCACACCUUGUCCUGCCUGAAUCCUGCGCUGUCCUGGUUAGCAGGGGAGCGAAGGAAGAGUUUCCUGAUGAAUGUGAAGAAGUGCCAAGAUUGCCUUUUGGAUUCAAAUUUCUAAAUGUAUGAUAAUACCUGGGGAAACAUAGAGCUAUCAAAAAUGUUCAGACAAAAUAUAUAUAUAUAUAUAAUGUACUUUAAAAAGAAAUGUGCCGCACAUUUUCUAUCUGUGUAUAUAAUAAAGAGAAAUUCAAAUAUGUA